AUGCGAAAUUAUCAUCAGAAGAAAACCGAUUUCAGACUAGAUCUUUUAAAAUCUUCAACUCUCCAAGAAUUUGCACAAGAACUGCAGAACGACACUAUAAGUACUAGCACGAAUAUUCGAUGUUCAAAUGCUCCAAAGUACUCUGAAUACGUAAUAAUGUUUCAGCAACUGAAUCAACAGUUACAUUGCUGGGCAAUCUUAGGUAAAAUACGACAAUGCAGCCUGUUUCUAUUUAAUUGGCAGUAUAGAAUUAAUUAGUAUACUGCGCUGUUUUCGGUCUCUCAAUUUACAUGCGCGUAUUUAUUCAAUUUGAUGUCCCUUUGCCAAUUGCGUUGGCCAACAGACACGAUGCGAAAAGCUUUCGAAAUUUCGACUGUAGAGAGAUCGUUACACGCGAUAACAAAACCAACGCCUGUUUACAAUGCGAUGCACGCGCGUGUGCAUAUUACCGUGCAGACGUACGGUUAAUUAAUUAAUUACGAAGGAUGUUCGAAUACGAAGGAUAUUCGCAUGCUUACUGGGGAAUAAUAUGAGCAAUUUGGUAUCCAUAGCUAGUGGAGGUUAAUUUAACUAUGGAUUUGACAAACAAUGCGAGAUAUUAUAUGUAUAAACAUACACAUAUAUUUAUACACACACGUAUGUAUAUAUAGAUGUAUCACAGAUAUGUAGAUGUACGUACAUAGAAAUAUGUGCAGAUUUUCCUAUGCAUUUGUAGGAAAUUAUAAAAUACAGAGACGCUAAAUCACAAUUGGAACAUUGUAUCGUAAAAAUAUUCAUUUUCGUGCUCUUGUAACUUUGCGUGGAAAGAUUGUAGGGCAUCUUAAUAUUUUAAAGUGCGGAAUCUCUGCUUCAGCGUCUCCGCUUUAAUAUCUUUUAAAAAUUUCACAAAUCUGCCAUAUUCGUUUUAAUACGAUUUUUUUUUUUCGGCGAAGAUCUCCCCUUUAUAGUGAAGAUCUACGAUUUCUUUCGGCGUAGUUCUAUUACACUUUAAUCCAAGAAUGGAAUUUAUCAGAUUCCGAAGGAAAUUUCUCAGUGAAAUUGAAUUCUAUCAAAAAUACACAGUAAUCUCAGUGAGAAAGUAUACGACAAUAAUAAGUAUUAUUAUCAGCGUUUAUUGCAAUAUCGAAGAUAUACAACAGGGAAAAAAUUGAAGUUAUACCUUCUGAUUUUUAUAGUCUGGACAACAAAGGAUUAACCCCUUCACACGUAUAAAAGAAAUAUCCCGUCACGAAAUGUCGUUCAUGAUUCGCUUUGUACGAGAUAUUCUACAACACAAUGCCAUUCACACGACGCUUUUAAUAAAAUAUUUCACAAUUCAAUGUUAUUCAUGCGACGCUUUAGACGAGUUAUCUCGCAAUACAAUAUCGUUCGUACGACGCUUUGAGUGGAGUAUUAUUUCUCGCGUCUCGAAUUAUUUCAUGUGACAGAAAAUAAUAUUUGUUUGUAAUAUUUGUCCUGUAACAUUUUAUUUAUCUAUUUGUUUAACAUUAUUGCAGUCGAAAAAAAGAAAAGAAAAACAUGCAGCGUAUCGCGGAGAGAUUGCAAAAUCUUACGCAAUUUCAGAUUUUUAUCAGUAAAUGUAAAUAGGAAUUUUUUUUUCUGUCCGUUAAUUAUCGUACUAUUAGAGAAGAGUGCUGUGCUAGGGAUAUUUCUGCAUACUGCACGAGUUUGUACAUAAAAAAAGUCCACGAGAAAGAUUAAGUCAUUGGACGUUUCAUUUGCAAUAUUUUUUUCAAUCACUUUGUCCACCGUCGAAUAUUCUUUUUAACAUUGUAAUUAUUGGAAACAGAAUUCCAAGAUGUCUUCUUCGUCGUUAUUUCUCCUAGCCAUAGUUCACAGCUUAAAGACAUUUAUGUAUUCUUAACAUUAUGAUUGGGCCCCGAUAGUUUAGAAGACAGACCAGUUAAAUAUUUUCUUCGUUGAUAAAACUUCUCAGAACAAAAUUACAUUAUUUCGAAAGGUCCUCAGGGCCAUAUAAAAACCCCGAAUCCAUCCAUCCAAAGGGAAAUUGUCAAUUUACCUGUAGAACCUCGUGAAGUCAACGAAAUCUUAAAGAUUUAACUUGUCUUCUGUUUUGUUUCAGAUCCCCUCUGGAAGGAAACAGGCAAAAGCGAGCGUUUGGCGGUGGUUUCCGGGUUAUCACGUGCCCGGAAGCGCGAUCGUUCCUCGGCUGA
Molecule: messenger RNA, 2174 nt
Organism: Heterotrigona itama
Lineage: Eukaryota; Metazoa; Arthropoda; Insecta; Hymenoptera; Apidae
Source: the annotation of a GenBank genome assembly